Racocetra fulgida is the source of this 695-nucleotide messenger RNA. NCBI's taxonomy places the organism in Eukaryota, Fungi, Glomeromycota, Glomeromycetes, Diversisporales, Gigasporaceae. The record is from the annotation of a GenBank genome assembly.
AGGUUAAGUCAUUUGAACUCAAAGACAUGAAUGUCGUGAGAUUACGUGAUCAAAACCACGUGUUAAAUGUUUCUUAUAAGGCAACAAUUGAUCACAAGGAAAAUGAAAUGCAUAAAAUAGUAAUUGAUCUUACUGAUUUAACAGUUUUACAAGAAAUAGAUUCUUUUAGAGAGAUUAAUACUAACCAUAUUCCUACAGAAGAAAUACUUGAUGAUAACCAAAUUGUUGAAACUGUAUUAGUAGAGCAAUUAGAACGUGAACAAGGUGAUCCAAAUGAUUCUGAUAAAGAACCACCAAAAAUUUUUGCUGCUGAAGGAUUAAACAGAUUAAAAACUUUUAUCUCAUUUGCUGAACAAAUGGAUAUUGAUUUUUUCUUUAAUAAUAAUGACUUAACUAUCAACUAUGUCAUUAAUGAAUAUUCUUCCAAUGAAGCAGAUUUUCCUUAUAACAAUAAUUUCUCAGAUAAUAAUAAUAAUUUUUUCGGCAAUAAUCUUUCUGACAAUUACCUUCUAGAUGAUUAUUUUUAUGACAAUUACCUUUCUGAAUAUAACUUUUCUGAUGAUGGCUUUUCUAAUGAUGGCUUCUCUGAUAAUGAUAAUGAUUUUUCUGAUAAUGAUUUUUCUGGAAAUAAUAAUUUUUCUGAUUAUAGUGGUUUUUCUGAUAAUUAUGACAAUUAUUCUGAUGAUUAUGAAUGA